UGAAAUAAAUUUCCAAUAUGCUGUUAAGAUGAAUACAUUCUUCACUUAUGUCCUCAUUCAAAAAUGUUCUUUAUUUCCAAACCGGACUUGGAGUCCUAGCCAAUAUAGUUCUUCUGUUUUUCUAUAUUUUCAUAAUCCUAGGUCACAGACCUAAGCCCACAGACCUGAUCUCCUGUCAACUGUCCUUUGUUCACAUAAUGGUGGUCCUCAUUGGAGGGGAUAUUUUGCUUGCAGACAUAUUUGAGUCACUGAACAUUGGGAAUGACUUCAAAUGCAAGACAACAUUCUACUUAUUCAGAGUGAUGAGAGGCCUCUCUAUCUGCAUCACCUGCCUCCUGAGUGUGUUCCAGGCUGUCACUAUCAGUCCCAAUAACUCUGUGUGGGCAAAAUUUAAACAAAAACUAAGAAAAUACAUGACCCAUGUUUUCUUAUGUAUUUGGUUUUUCAAUUUUUCCUUCAGUACUAACCAGAUCUUUUAUGUUGGUGGUUUUACCAAUGUGAGUGAGACCAACCAGAUGCAGGUCACUAAAUCCUGCUCACUCUUACCCAUGAACUACAUCAUCAGGGGACUGAUUUUUACAAUAUCAAUCUCCAGAGAUGUGUUUCUGGUAGGAGUCAUGCUGACCACAAGUGUAUACAUGGUUAUUUUCUUGUUCAGGCAUCAGAGGCAAUGCAAGCAUCUUCAUAGCUUCAGCCACUUGAGAGAAUCCCCUGAGAAAAGGGCCACGCAGACCAUCAUGCUGCUGGUGUCUUUCUUUGUUGUCCUGUACUGGAUGGACUUCAUCAUCUCAUUCACCUCAGAAAUGUUACGGAUGUAUGACCCAGUCAUCCUGACUCUUCAGAAGUUUAUGAUGUAUGCCUAUCCCACGGUUACCCCUUUGGUACAAAUCAGUUCUGAUAACAGAAUAAUAAUUAUGCUGAAAAAUAUUCAGUCAAAGCACCACCAUAGUUUUUCUUAAAAGACUUUUUCUUUUAUUUAAAAUUACUAAUUCAUUACUCAUUUCUAUCAGUGUGUGCUGUGGCAAGUGUGUAUGUAUGUUUGUAUUUCUGGUGCCCACAUAGGUAAGAAGAUAUCAUAGGAUUCCUUGGAUUUAGUCUUACAGAUAAGUAAAAAGAAUCGUUCUGUAUAGCCUCAGUGGGGUUUUCCCCCUAAAAUACAGUCUUUUAAAAGAACUUUAAUUGUCUUGAUGUAUACUUGGAAUUGGUUUG
Messenger RNA from Mus caroli (Ryukyu mouse), 1209 nucleotides. RefSeq names its product vomeronasal type-1 receptor 90-like. Gene Ontology annotation, cellular component: membrane. NCBI's taxonomy places the organism in Eukaryota, Metazoa, Chordata, Mammalia, Rodentia, Muridae. The record is from RefSeq and is a predicted model, not a curated record. Gene Ontology annotation, molecular function: pheromone receptor activity. Gene Ontology annotation, biological process: G protein-coupled receptor signaling pathway.